AUGCCGUUUUCUUUAUGCUGGAAGAACGCCAGAGCAACUGGGCCUAUUCCCGUCCCAUCUUGGAAGAGCGCCAGAGCAACUGGGCCUAUUCCCGUCCCAUCGUGCUCCUCGACACGCUCUGGAACCUCAUCUUCGUUUCUCGUCGCCAUCGCGACGCUCUCCGUGAGCCGCAACCACAAGGAGGAACCGGCCGCUCCGCUGGGCGUGUGGCUCAUGGGGUACUCGGCGCAGUGCAUCAUCCACAUCGUCUGCGUGCUCGUGGAGUUCGACCGCCGGCAGCAAGGCGGAGCGGAGGAGCGCAGGAGCGACCGGAGCCGGGCGAGGAGGAGCCGCGGAGCGAGCAGGAGCAGCAGACGAGGGCUCCGCGGGUUGCGGAGCGCGAGCGGAGGAGGAGGGAGGGGAGGCAGGGGAGGGGGAGCAGGGGGGAGUGGGAGUUCGGGGGAUAUUCGAGAGGGGUUGUUGCAAAGAGGGAGCGAUGACGAGGAGCAGGAAGCGGAGGGGAGUACGGGGGAGCAGCGGAUAGAAGAUGAUCGGAUUGACAGCAUUGCGAAGCAAAUCGAGUCGGCGAACACCGUCUUUUCGUUCCUCUGGUGGUCCGUCGGGUUCGCGUGGAUCAUCUCCACAUUCGACGACACCUUCGAAGACGCGCCCAUUCUUUCCUGGUAA
Molecule: messenger RNA, 666 nt
Organism: Closterium sp. NIES-65
Lineage: Eukaryota; Viridiplantae; Streptophyta; Zygnematophyceae; Desmidiales; Closteriaceae
Source: the annotation of a GenBank genome assembly